AUGAGGGAGCUCUUCGCCUUCAAACUUCAAGAUAGGGGAAAUAUGUUUUCAUUACUUCCCAAUGCAAGGAGGCUUCUACAACAAUUUAUUGUUGAUGGUUACACAGUGAUUGAAAGUGAGAGAUUGCAUUACAUAUAUAAGCAGCAGAAAGCCCUAAGGUGUGAGACAUAUGAUAAUUUAUGCAAUGUACAAGAGCAAGGAGAGUCGGAUGCUUUAUACAUUAGACAACGUGUUAUACUACCUUCUUCUUUCACCGGUGGUUCUCGGUACAUGAUGCAAAAUUAUUUGGAUGCAAUGUCCCUUUGUAAAUGGUAUGGAUAUCCAUACUUAUUCCAAACCAUGACAUGUAAUCCUAAAUGGCCAGAAAUUAGAAGAUUUGUUAAAGACACCAGGCUAAAUCCAGAAGACAAGCCUGACAUUCUUUGUCGUUUAUUUAUGAUCAAGCUUGAUGCACUUAUUAAAGAAUUGAAAGACAAUGAGUUAUUCGGCAAACGUCAAGCAACUGAGAUCCUAGACAAAAACAGAGAUCUAGAUUUGUACUCAGUUAUAAAAGAGUUCAUGACCUAUGGACCUUGUGGCAAAGAGAACAUUAAUUAUCCAUGCAUGAUUGAUAGAAAGUGUUCAAAAAAGUACCUGAAGAAAUUUUCUGAACACACUUCAAUUGAUGUUAAUGGUUAUCCUGUAUACCGCAGACGAGAUGACGGACGUUUUAUUAAGAAAUCAGGUGUUAAACUAGACAACAGAAAUGUCGUUCCAUAUAGCAAACAUCUGUUGAAAAUAUAUCAAUCACACAUUAAUGUUGAGUGGUGCAAUCAGGCUUCUUCAAUCAAAUAUUUGUUCAAAUAUAUCAACAAAGGUCCAGAUAGAGCCAAUGUUGCUAUUGUAGAAAACAGUAAUGAUAAGGUCACUAUUAAUGUUGUUGAUGCAAUAAAGCAAUAUUAUUAUUGUAGAUACCUUUCUGCAUGUGAAGCUUCAUGGCGUAUUUUUGGGUACGAUGUUCAUUACAAGACUUCUUCUGUUUUAAGACUUCCUUUUCAUCUUCCAGGACAACAACAAGUGGUGUUUGGUGUUGAAGAUGAUAUUGAAAAUGUCCUAAACAGACCAUCUGUGGCGUCCUCAAUAUUCUUAGCUUGGACGAAUUGUAAUCAAAUUUAUCAAGAAGCACGAGAACCCACUUACGUUGAAUUCCCUACAAAGUUUGUGUGGAAAUUGGAGGAGCGACAUUGGGAUCGAAGGAAAAAAUGCUUCUCAAUUGGACGGAUUCAUUCAGUUUCUCCUACUGUAGGAGAAGCAUAUUAUUUAAGAAUUCUUCUGAAUAAAGUCAAAGGUCCUAAAUCAUUCGAAGACAUUCGUACAGUAAAUGGAAAAACAUUUCUUACUUUUAGAAAUGCAUGUUACGCUUUUGGGCUUUUAGAUGAUGACAAGGAAUAUAUUGAUGCCAUUGAAGAGGCAAAUUUAACCGCACCUGUCUCCAGAACGGCACACUCUCGCUUUCAAAUCCCUCUCAUUAUCAAUGAAUAUUCUCUUUGCCACAUAAAGCCAGACAGUGAUGUGAGCUUAAUAAAAAAUACUACUUUGAUGAUAUGGGAUGAGGCACCAAUGGUUCAUAAGCAUGCAUUUGAAGCAUUGGAUAGAAGUAUGAAUGAUAUUUUCAAUACUCGACGCAGUGGUGACUCGCAAAUGCUUUUUGGAGGGAAGGAGAUGAAAAAAGAGUACUUAAGUUCAGAUACGCUAUGUGAAUCAGAGCACUUUCAUGAUCAGUUUGAUAAAACUUUGUACUCUCCUGAUGUCUUAAAUGGUCUUAAAUUAUCAGGGAUACCAAACCGUAAGAUUUUACUAAAAAUUGGUGUUCCUAUCAUGUUACUCAGGAAUAUUUAUCAGAAAUAUGGAUUAUGUAAUGGAACUAGAUUGUUGGUGUUAACAUUAGGAAAUCAAGUGAUAAAAGCACAGUUGGCAAACUAUGAAGAAUACAUUGAUGGGCAGUUUACUGRAAACCUUGGAGAGAUUUUAAUAAGGGAUAAAAGUAAUACUCCUUCUGGGUUCACUCUCAAAUUCCAAAAACACAUCAGAACUAGAAGGCUUGAGGAUGUACGGCAGCUUGGAUAUGAUCAGAUAGUGAGCAAGCCUCUAGAAUCAUCAAAGUAA
Molecule: messenger RNA, 2145 nt
Organism: Cynara cardunculus var. scolymus (artichoke)
Lineage: Eukaryota; Viridiplantae; Streptophyta; Magnoliopsida; Asterales; Asteraceae
Exons: 8
Coding region: 1-2145 (714 amino acids)
Biological process (GO): DNA repair; telomere maintenance
Molecular function (GO): DNA helicase activity
Source: RefSeq, a predicted model, not a curated record